UUAUUAUAGAAAUUACAAGAUAGAUUACAAAUCUUACACGACCGGGACUUACUUUUAAGCGCGCAUGCGCAAAUAUCACCAGUGUUAGACUGCAUUCUUUGGUACAGGAAAGUACGACAAAGAUGUCGGUAAUGCGACUGCUGCUGUUUUUCUGUCCACUGGUGACAUGGUGUGCGCAUGCGCAAAUGAUGGGCGGAUCAUGUGCGGGAAUGAACAUGAUGCAGAUUCGAGCCAUUAUCAUGCAGGCGAUAACCAAGGCAAGGGCUUCCCUAGCCAGUGAGAAACAAACGAAUGAGUACCUCAGUAUGACUGGUCAUGACGAGGCUAUGAACCCAACACCAUACAUGCCGAAAACGUACCAUCAACACUAUGCCGCUUUCUCACAUCUCAACCUGCCGGCGUCGGUGCAAGUAGACAGUGGCUAUAUUGUUCAAUACGCAACGAAGUAUAUCACUCAGACUCUCGGUGUUGGCCCUGACGAGUUGUACCAGUGUCCUGGUGUACCGCAAAUCUGGCAUGAACUAAUUUCACCAUUCUGUAUUCGACGUGACGCAAUCUGUGAUGCCAGCGCUAAAUAUAGAACUAUCGAUGGAUCUUGCAAUAACUUACAGAAUCCGCUAUGGGGACGUUCUAACAGACCCCAUCUAAGGUUUUUAAAACCUAACUAUAUGGACGAUAUCGGUUUACCACGUCAAACAAGUAUGACCGGGGAAUUUUUACCGAGUGCGAGGACUGUGAGUAAUAUCGUUCACAGCCAAGAUCCAUGCUGUCCCAUGAAGGAGAGGGACCUCAGCUUGUACGUGAUGCAAUGGGGACAGAUGAUCGACCAUGACCUUACAGACACAGCUAUAGCACGAGGAGCUAAUGAUGCAACAGUGAUCUGUUGUAACCUGACUCAAGAGGUUCUCGUGCAAAGAACUGAAUGUUUCCCGAUUGCUAUAGAACCUGGCGAUGAAAGAUUUCAGGAAUCCUGUAUGAACUUUGUUCGAUCUAUCGCUGGACAUAGUGAUACGUGUGAUAUAGGUCGACGGAAUCAGCUCAACCAGGCGACUUCAUAUCUCGAUGCCUCUUACCUUUAUGGACACAAUGAUGAAGAUGCUGGCAAGAUCAGAUCUUUCCAAAAUGGGAAACUUCGUAUGACAGACACUGGCCUCUUCCCAGCUGGACUGGAGGAUCAAACACACUGUGAACUGCAAAGCCAGGGAGAUUAUUGUAUGAAAUCAGGUGAUUUCAGAAUACACGUCAUGCCAGGUCUGACAGCUCAGCAGAUCAUGUUUCUGCGGGAACAUAAUCGAGUUGCCAGCAUAUUACAAAAGAUGAACCCGAACAUGUGUGAUGAGGAUCUGUAUCAGGAAGCACGAAAAAUCGUUAUCGCCGAGUAUCAACAUAUAACUUACACCCACUGGCUGCCACACGUCAUAGGGGACAGGUUUACUAUGCAAAUGGGCCUUGCUUCAUUGCCCAUGGGGCACAAUAACGUUUACGACCAAUCAAUAAAUCCCACGAUAUCUAACGUAUUCGGCGCAGCUGCCUUCCGUUUCGGUCACACCCUCCUACAAAACUCCGUGCUUUUCAUGAAGGAGCGAGGGACGUACGUGAGAAAUGAAAUGGCCUUCAAUCGCCCCGCCAUGAUUUUUAGUGAUAGGGCAAUGGGAUGCACUUAUGUUGGACUUGGGCUGUCGUUACAUCCGUCCAGUAAGGCCGACGAGAAAAUCGUUGACAGUGUCAGAAAUAAUCUAUUUUUAGAUAUGAAUGGACGGAGUUUCGAUCUAAUUUCUUUGAAUAUUCAAAGAGGGAGGGACCAUGGAGUUCCAGGAUACAAUGAUUGGAGAAAGUACUGUGGACUUCCAUAUGCCAUGCACUUCGGUACCCAGGCAGGUGGACUUAUAAACCAUACUCCAGAAAAUGCAAAGAAGCUUUACUCCAUAUACAGGCACCCUGAUGAUAUUGACGUAUUCUCGGGCGGCAUUUCGGAGACACCAGUUGAGGGAGGUGUGAUUGGACCGCUGUUUAGCUGCCUUAUAGGACAACAGUUUUACAACCUGAAAUACGGAGACAGGUUUUACUAUGAAAACAAUAACCAAAACACAGGAUUCAAUGCCAAUCAGUUAAAUUCUAUCAAAAAGAUGAAUUUGGCCAAACUGAUGUGCCUACAUUUUCAUAUUCCCCAUGUUCAGAUGAACCCGUUCCGUAUGCCCGGGCAAAAUAAUCCAAUGGUGAAUUGCAACAUGCUUGAUGACAUCGACUUCUCCCUGUGGCAGAUGUAAACAACAAAGGAGAUGACUUGAGGUGUUUUGAAGAUGUAUAUGUUCAAACCUGUGGAAAAUCUGACAUUCUAACAGUCAUUGCACCAUAAGACUUUGACACGUUUCAGUUGAAAAAAUUCAGUUCAGUUACUAGUAUUGUGACUUGACUUACAUACAAAUAAUGAAAAAUCGAGAGUUCAUAUAAGGGUGUACUUCUAUACUAUACAAGCAGAUAUGUUCAUUGUUCCUUCCAAAUUCUAUACAAUAUAGACACUUUCAUAUAAGAACUUUCAUAGAACGUUAUUUUAUUCUUUCUAUAUAUGCAUUGUCGAGUAAUUUCAAUAUGCGCAAAGUGGGUAUAUUUGGUGAAAUCAAUUUCUUCAAAAUCGAAGAAAAACCGUUUGUGUUGCUUUUAAGAUCAAAAUAUGUUUCGCUAAUGAAAACCAGGUGUUACAUUUUAACUGUUGGCAGUGUCACGAAAACCAGAUGUUAUUUUUUAUCUGUUGACAGCGGCACGAACAUUUAAGACCAUUCCUAAAUUAAUGACAUGUUUAUGCAUUGUGUCAAUCUCUCAGUUAGGCGUAAAAAAUUGUUUGUUUCCGGUAUCCCGACCUACCCUAAAGUUUUGGCCCGACCCUAAAUGUUUUUAUGGUCUUGGAGAUUUUUUUUAUCAACUUUUUAACAAAAAGUUGCAAAACUGCACUUUUAUGCUUUAAAUGAGGUCAGUGGUGUUAGAAAUCAACUUACUGAUGCUCUAAAAGCCACCUUAUUUCCAUUCAUUUUUUGACACAAAAAUAAUUUCCGAAAAGUUUCACUUAAUAAAAAAAUUCCAGAAAAAACCCAACAAAACAUUUCGACCUACCUACCCUAAUUUUUUUUUGAGCAUGUUACCGGAAACAAAGAUUUUUUUAGGCCUUAGUUAUCAAGUUUUUAUAACGUCUUUCAAAAAGUACUUUGUUCUGUAGAUAUGUAUAAAACAAAGACUGGACUGAUUUUUUAUAUCGUUUGUGUUGUAAUAAAAUAGGUUAAAAGUAUUAAGUGUGCAAUAAAAGUAAGACCAUUAAUCUUAUGUAUUGAUGCUUUUCACAAAUUCUUUGUAAACUUAAUUAAAUAUUAAAUACAUGACCUUUUACGAAUGUAUAACGUUUUUGUUCUAAGUUUGUUUAUCUUAAAAUUGUGUUACCUGUAUUGCUUGAAACAUAUUGCACCUGUCACAUAAGUAUGUUUUAACAACAAUUUAGAGAUAUACAGUUUUGAAAGAAUAAAUGGUUCUGG
Messenger RNA from Mercenaria mercenaria, 3521 nucleotides. Its product is annotated as peroxidase-like. Gene Ontology annotation, molecular function: heme binding; peroxidase activity. The record is from RefSeq and is a predicted model, not a curated record. The transcript has 13 exons. Bases 123 to 2267 code for a protein of 714 amino acids. NCBI's taxonomy places the organism in Eukaryota, Metazoa, Mollusca, Bivalvia, Venerida, Veneridae. Gene Ontology annotation, biological process: response to oxidative stress.